This is a messenger RNA of Trichoderma gamsii, 921 nucleotides long. RefSeq lists its product as hypothetical. The transcript has a single exon. Bases 1 to 921 code for a protein of 306 amino acids. The record is from RefSeq and is a predicted model, not a curated record. Lineage: Eukaryota; Fungi; Ascomycota; Sordariomycetes; Hypocreales; Hypocreaceae.
AUGGCGGCCAUAGACUCUUCGGCGACUCACGCCUUAACCAAGCCAGCCGUCCCCGUCGUCACCUCGUUCCCUUUCAACCCUCUCACCACAACCUUCUCCCGCCCUUCCGACUGCGACGGCGUCUUUGUAUCCGGCUUCCUCAGCGGAAUAGACUUUCCCAAAUCAUGCCUCCCAAAAGGCUUCCACACCGACCAGACCUCGUACUUCUCGCCGGGCCUGGCAUGUCCCUCGGGCUACUACUCGGCCUGCCACGAUAACAUUGGCGCUUCGAGGAUCACGACCGUAACCUGCUGUCCGACUUUGGCCUCCGACAUAUCGCUAUCCUGCGUCACGACGAGCACGCUGGAGAGUGUCUGGUCAACGUUGUUUUGUACGUGGAUUGCGCCGGAUGGAGACGGCACGACGCUGUCCAUGACGGUGAGCGACAAUGGCAUCACGAGCACGGUGGCGGGCGAUUUCACUGCUCCGGGGGGCUUGAACGCCUAUGGCAUCAGGAUGGUUUAUCAGAAGUCCGACACGGAGUCGACGACCAUGACACGGACGACAACGAGAUCAACCGCAGCGACGACGGGAACAAAGUCGGCAGGAGCAAAAAACACGAGCGGCUUGGACUCUGGCGAUUCAUCGUCUGGCGGGUUAUCAACGGGUGCCAAGGCAGCAAUUGGCGUUGUUAUACCGGUCGUUGUGCUCGGUCUGCUGGCCGGACUUUUCUUCUGGUGGAGGAAGCGGAAGCAGUACAACAAGGUCGUCUCGUCAAGCACGCCGACGGAGCUUCAUGGACAAGACGCAGCGCCUCCGACGGAACUGGCGCAGUACAGCGGCCUGAUGAACAAGCCCAAAGCGCCGGCUGAUGCGCCUCCGGAAGAGUUGCCGGCGCAUGAAGCUCCUGCGGUUGAGCUUCCCGCCGAGCGGAUGCACUAG